AUGAACAACAUUCUCGCUCUGGACCCGCUCCCGGGUCGUCAAUCCUGGGAAAAAUCUCUGGGAGAAUUUUUGGGGAUCGUCACCGCAGCGGAUCCCGGCAAGGUGUUCAUCGAGAUCGCAGGUCAGCAAAUUACCUACGGGGACUUCAUGUCCCGUUGUCGCCGCGCUGCCGCCAUGUUUCGGGAUUUGGGGAUCCGUCAUGGAGACCGGGUUUGCAUCUUCCUGCCAAACGUGCCGGAAGUGCUCUAUACGUGGUUUGGCCUGUCAUUGAUCGGUGGGAUCACCGUUACCAUCAACACAGCUUAUCGCCGCGAUGAGACGGCCUAUAUCCUGAAUAACGCCGAGGCCACCGCGGUGGUCGCUCAUGACUCCCUGAUCGACGUGGCCUCGGCUGCCGCCGACCUGGCUCCUUGUGUGCUGCAUCGAUUGUGGGUCGGGGAUGGCAGCGUGCCUGACGGAUGGACGCCGUUCACGGAAUUGUUGAACGGCUCAACCGAAAUCGCCGAACUGCCGCCGGUGGCCCCCACCGAUCUCUCCAUGCUGCAGUACACCUCGGGCACCACCGGAAACCCCAAGGGCGUGGAAGUUACCCACCAGAUGUAUGUGGCGGCCGGACAGGGAUUCGCCCUCUGGACGCAGGCCACCACCGACGACCGGUUCUUCACUUGCUUGCCUUAUUUCCACGCCAACGCCCAGUAUUACAGCACAAUGGGCACCCUGGCAGCCGGCGCAACGCUGAUAGUUCAGGACCGGUUCAGCGCUUCCAGGUUCUGGCAGCAGGUCCGUGAGGCGCAGGCCACGGUGGUGAAUUUCAUCGGCAUGAUGAUGCCGGUGCUGGCAAAGAACGACCCUUCGUCCGACGAUUCCGAUAAUACGGUUCGCCUGUUUUAUGGCUCUCCAGCCUUCUCGCCCGAGUUCCUGGCCGAAUUUGAGCAGCGUUUUGGCACCGACAUCAUCGUUGGUUUCGGUAUGACCGAAACAUGCUACGGCACCAUCGAAAGCAUCAGGGGAGAACGCCGCCCCAAUUCCUCCGGUCUGCCCCGCCAACACCCCGAUCCUGCCUUCGCCAACGCCGUACGCAUCGUUGAUGACGACGGCCUGCCCGUGCCCAACGGACAACCGGGUGAAAUCACGAUCUGUAACCCGGCCACCAUGACCGGUUACUGGCGAAACGAGGAGCAGACGGCCCUCUCGCUGCGCGACGGUUGGCUGUUCACCGGCGACCUGGGAUGGCUGGACGACGACAAUUAUCUCUAUUUCGUUGACCGUAAGAAAGACGUCAUCCGCCGCCGCGGUGAGAAUAUCUCUUCGCAGGAAGUGGAAGACGUAAUCAAGCGGCACGAAAGGGUUCUUGAUUGCGCCAUAAUUGCCGUGCCGUCCGAGCUCGGCGAAGAUGAAGUGAAAGCGUACGUCACCCCGCGCGCCGGCCAGACGGUGCAGCCCGAUGAGGUGGUGUACUGGUGCGCCGAGCAUCUGGCCUACUUCAAGGUGCCACGAUAUAUUGAAAUACGCGAAGAGCUGCCCCGUACUCCCAGCCUUCGCGUUCGCAAGGACCUGUUACGUCAGGAACGGGAAGAUUUGAUCGCCGGUUGCUUCGACCGAGAAGCGGCCGGGAUCCAGAUUCGGCGCUAG
This is a messenger RNA of Geodia barretti, 1632 nucleotides long. NCBI's taxonomy places the organism in Eukaryota, Metazoa, Porifera, Demospongiae, Tetractinellida, Geodiidae. The record is from the annotation of a GenBank genome assembly.